Loxodonta africana (African savanna elephant) is the source of this 6390-nucleotide messenger RNA. RefSeq names its product tubulin gamma complex component 3 (gene TUBGCP3). Lineage: Eukaryota; Metazoa; Chordata; Mammalia; Proboscidea; Elephantidae. The transcript has 22 exons. The coding region runs from base 93 to 2816 and encodes 907 amino acids. Gene Ontology annotation, molecular function: gamma-tubulin binding; microtubule minus-end binding. The record is from RefSeq and is a predicted model, not a curated record. Gene Ontology annotation, biological process: microtubule nucleation; meiotic cell cycle; cytoplasmic microtubule organization. Gene Ontology annotation, cellular component: equatorial microtubule organizing center; centrosome; spindle pole.
GCCCACCUCCCUCAGGCUCCCCGGCGGCUGGGCCCGCGCGCCCACCUCCCUCAGGCUCCCCGGCGACGCCCGUUUCCACAGCCGGGGCGACGAUGGCGGUCGCGGACCAGAAGUCGCCCAACGUUCUGCUGCAGAACCUGUGCUGCCGGAUUCUGGGCAAGAGCGAAGCUGAUGCAGCCCAACAGUUCCAGUACGCUGUGCGAGUUAUCGGCAGCAACUUUGCCCCCACUGUUGAAAGAGAUGAAUUUCUAGUAGCUGAAAAAAUCAAGAAAGAACUUAUCCGACAACGAAGAGAAGCAGAUGUUGCAUUAUUUUCAGAACUCCACAGAAAACUUCAUUCGCAGGGAGUUUUGAAAAAUAAAUGGUCGAUACUCUACCUCCUCCUCAGCCUUAGUGAAGACCCGCGUAAGCAGCCAAACAAGGUUUCUAGCUAUGCCGCAUUAUUUGCUCAAGCAUUACCAAGAGAUGCUCAUUCAACUCCGUACUACUAUGCCCGGCCCCAGACUCUCCCCUUGAAUUACCAGGAUCGGAGCACCCAGUCAGCACAGAGUUCUGGCAGUAUGGGAAGCAGUGGGAUCAGCAGUAUAAGCAUGUAUGCCCUGAAUGGCCCAACACCAACGCCACAGUCUCUCCUUCCUGGACAGUCUCAUCAAGCUCCAGGAGUAGGAGAUUGCCUUCGACAGCAGUUGGGGUCACGUCUUGCAUGGACUUUAACUGCAAACCAGCCUUCUUUACAAACCACUACCUCCAAAGGUAUCCCAAACGCUGUUUCUCGCAACAUGACGAGGUCAAGGAGAGAAGGGGAUUCGAGUGGCACUGUGGAAAUUACCGAAGCAGCCCUUGUCAGAGACAUUUUGUAUGUCUUCCAGGGCAUAGAUGGCAAAAUCAUCAAAAUGAGCAAUACUGAAAAUUGUUAUAAAGCAGAAGGAAAGGCAAACCUAAACAAAUCUUUGAGAGAUACAACAAUCAGACUUGCUGAGCUGGGAUGGUUACAUAAUAAAAUCAGAAAAUACAUUGACCACAGGAGUUUAGACCGCUCAUUUGGACUUGUAGGUCAGAGCUUUUGUGUUGCCUUGCACCAGGAACUCAAAGAGUACUACCGAUUGCUCUCUGUUUUACAUUCACAGCUGCAAUUAGAGGAUGAUCAGGGUGUAAAUAUGGGACUUGAGAGUAGCUUAACACUUCGGCGCCUCCUGGUUUGGACAUACGAUCCUAAAAUAAGACUGAAGACACUUGCAGCCCUGGUUGAUCACUGUCAAGGUAGGAAAGGCGGUGAGCUGGCAUCAGCUGUCCAUGCAUACACAAAAACAGGAGAUCCGUAUGUGAGAUCUCUAGUGCAGAAUAUUCUUAACCUGGUGUCGCAUCCUGUGCUCAACUUUCUUUAUCGCUGGAUAUAUGAUGGAGAGCUAGAGGACACGUACCACGAGUUUUUUGUAGCAUCAGAUCCAACAGUUAAAACAGAUAGACUGUGGCAUGACAAGUACACUUUAAGGAAAUCCAUGAUUCCUUCAUUUAUUACAAUGGAUCAAUCUAGAAAGGUCCUUUUGAUAGGAAAAUCGAUAAAUUUUUUGCACCAGGUUUGCCACGAUCAGACACCAACUACAAAGAUGAUAGCUGUGACUAAGUCUGCUGAGCCACCCAAGGAUGCUGUGGAUUUAUUCACAGAUUUAGAAAAUGCAUUUCAGGGAAAAAUUGAUGCAGCUUAUUUCGAGACCAGCAAAUACCUAUUGGAUGUUCUCAAUAAAAAAUACAGCUUGCUGGACCACAUGCAGGCAAUGAGGCGGUACUUACUUCUUGGUCAAGGAGAUUUUAUAAGACACUUAAUGGAUUUGCUAAAACCAGAACUUGUCCGUCCAGCUACUACUUUGUAUCAACAUAACUUGACUGGAAUUCUUGAAACUGCUGUCAGAGCGACCAAUGCCCAGUUUGACAGUCCUGAAAUUCUCAAAAGACUGGAUGUUAGGCUCCUGGAGGUCUCUCCAGGUGAUACUGGAUGGGAUGUCUUCAGCCUUGACUAUCAUGUUGAUGGACCAAUUGCAACUGUAUUUACUCGAGAAUGUAUGAGCCACUACCUAAGAGUAUUUAAUUUCCUCUGGAGGGCUAAACGGAUGGAAUAUAUCCUUACUGACAUACGAAAAGGACAUAUGUGCAAUGCAAAGCUCCUGAGAAAUAUGCCAGAGUUCUCUGGGGUCCUGCAUCAGUGUCACAUUCUGGCCUCGGAGAUGGUCCACUUCAUUCAUCAGAUGCAGUAUUACAUUACGUUUGAGGUGCUUGAAUGUUCUUGGGAUGAACUUUGGAACAAAGUGCAGCAGGCUCAAGAUUUGGACCACAUCAUCGCAGCACAUGAGGUGUUCUUAGACACCAUCAUUUCUCGAUGUUUGCUGGACAGUGACUCCAGGGCACUUUUAAAUCAACUUAGAGCUGUGUUUGAUCAAAUUAUUGAACUUCAGAAUGCUCAAGAUGCAAUAUACAGAGCUGCUUUGGAAGAAUUACAGAAACGAUUACAGUUCGAAGAGAAAAAGAAGCAGCAUGAAAUUGAGGGCCAGUGGGGAGUGACAGCAGCUGAGGAAGAAGAAGAGAACAAGAGGAUUCAAGAAUUUCAAGAAUCUAUACCAAAAAUGUGUUCACAGUUGCGAAUACUUACACAUUUCUACCAGGGUAUCGUGCAGCAGUUUUUGGUGUUACUGACGACCAGCUCUGAUGAAAGUCUCCGGUUUCUCAGCUUUAGGUUGGACUUUAACGAACACUACAAGGCCCGAGAGCCAAGGCUGCGAGUGUCUCUGGGCACUAGAGGCCGACGCAGCUCCCACAUGUGAGGCACCUGGUGUGGUCACAGGGAGCUGCGGAUGACAUUCAUUGCUUUGUUAGACAUAAAAGUUCACAUUUAAAUUGUCAAGCCAAGUGGCAUGCUGCAUAGUGUCUACCAUGUCUGCCCGCAGAUAGUUCAGGUGUUUGAUGGCACUGUGUUCUGGUAGAAUGUAAGGUCAUGAUUUUAUACAUUCAAGUUGGAUAUAUUUGUAAUACCACUAAGUUAAAUAGGUUGGUUUGCACUAUUCAAGUUUUAUUUUUAAAAAUCUUCAUAUUUAAAAGAUGCCACACUUUGUUGAGUUUCUGAGCUCGUCAUUAUAUAAUUUAUAUUUGUCACUUUGUAAAAAACAGUUUCUUUGUGAGAAAAUUAGGGUAAUGGGAUAUUCAUCAUUUAAGAUGGUAAUGUCAUUUCUAUUUUUUAAACAUCCUCUUUAGAUAACCUUUUUUGUUAAUAUAACCAAGUUGAAACAAAACGUCCCCACUAAGAAAAUACAUAGAGCAUUUUAUUUUGCUUUUUGAUGUUGUAAAGUAUUAACCUCGUCAGAUCCUUAUAUAUUACUGCAUUAUCUUUACAUAUGUUUAUUAUUUUCUUUUAAAGUUUACAUUUUUGUAGUUAAUUUACUAUUUCAGAUAACUUCUAAAAUAGGAGCGAUAUGCAGCAAAGACAUCCUUAACAGUGUGUCUUGAAUUUCUUGAAACUAUUAGCUGAAGCAGUGUGUAAAUAUGAAUGACUAGAAAAGUUAAUGAAGUAUUUUAUUUUCAAAACCCUGAUGAGCAUUGGAAGGAAAUGGACUUGAAUAAUGAAGAUUUCCUUUUUCCUUGCCUAUUUUUUCAUUGUAAAUAUUUAUAUACUACCAACCAGAUGUUGGGGGAAGUGUUUUUUUUUGUAAAAAUGUCAUAUCAGGUCAUAUAAAUUUGCCUUUAUUAUGUUCCAUAAGUGAAAACUUAGGAAAUUAAAAGUAAUUAUCUUUCAAGUGUAUUGGUUAUUUCUUGAUGAACAAAUACCGUUCAUUUGCCAGGUUUGGGAGGUUGGGGUUGACAGAGUUUGGCUUAAUGUGCUGUAGUAUAUGGAUUAUCUGAUAAUCAGUGAGACCAGCGCAUUAGACUAUGUACACAGCUUUAAAUUGGGGAAGUUUACCUACCACUCAGUGCCUGUGGGAUCUGCCCUUAUAGUGACCUCAUACCUGCCUGUGUUUCCUUCUAUGUGUAGAGUCCACUUAAAAGGGAGAAAUCCAGAGCCCUGGGAAUGCAGAAGUGAAUGCAUGAUGAAGGUCAGAGGAUAUAAAUUUUAGUUUAAAAAGUCAUAAAAUCAGAAAUUUGAAGCAGGUUUCUCUUACUGCAAGACUUCCCAGGAAUUAUGGUAUAUUGUAUAUCUCCAAGAGAAAUUUCCCAAAGUUAUUUGACCAUAGAACCUGUUUUUAUUUUAUUUAUUUAAAGCAUUUCUCAAGGGACUAACGUUCAGUAGAAUCACUCUGAAAUGUGCUGUUACAGAUUUAGAGAUGAAAACUCCAUUUAAGAUGGGGAACCAUUCAGGUAGUUAGAUUAGAUAUCUGGAUUGUGGAUCACACUUGUGAAAAGGUGUCCUCCUUUGUAUCAACAGCCAUGAAAGGCCUGGCAGGAGCCGAGUUGCAGGUCUUACUAUUAGAACAGAAUGGUGGGUCAGAAAGGUGGAGUCGUCAGGGCCACAGAUCAUCAUAGAUGAGACAUUGGAUGAAAAAGACAACACUGUUAAUGGACAAAAUUAAUAAAAUCAGGCCGUUUGCAGAGCGGAGAUACAGAGCAGCAAAGGCCUGGUAAACUGGAAUCAGCAAGGGUAUUGGUGGCUGGGGGAACAUCAAACGGAAUCAGCGAAGGUAUUGGUGGCUGGGGGAGCGUCAGACUAGGUGGUGUUGAGGUAAGAGCAGUGCAGCGGAAGGAUUUAAUCAGGAUCCAUGGGGUACGCCAUUGCUCAUCCACUUUUUUCGGCUCUCAUGUUUUCUGGGAAGCCGUUUUCCCAAUGUCACUCUCUGCUGCAGCUAUUCAGAAGCGUUUAUGACUGUUUGAAAUGGAAAAAAACAGGUAUGUGCCAUGAAAUACUGUGUCUACAGGGUGUUAUAUGAGGUGUGUGCAUUUUUGAUAGGAAAGAUAGACUCUGGUGCAGCUGUGAUUUUCGGGGUUCAAAUUAGUUGGACAGUUUGGAUUGUCUCACUAGACUCUGAGGUUAGGCUUAUGAGACAGAAAAAAAAUCCGUACUAAAAAACAAAAAUUGGGACACAAUGAUUCAGCACAUUUCCAUUAAAGAAAACACAUGGCGUCAACAGAAAAUUGACGGGAGAAAAUAGUAGGGUUUUGAAAGGGUUAAACAGCAUUUGAAGGCAGAGUACCUUCACAUGGCCCUGGGAGUUUCAUCUAGAAAAGUAAUCCCUCCUGUUUGCAGGGUCGUUGUAAAGAUUAAAGGUGCUGUAUACCUAAGGUUUGGUUCUAGAAGGACCUAGUAAACAGUGCUAAUGUGUUCUGGUGGAGUGAAGCCUUUUGCCCUGGGCAGCUUCCGUAAGCCAAACCUAGCUUUUCUGGACUUGAGGACAUGUCCUACCCACAUAGAAAGUUUCAGUUACUGUGGCUGAAUGUAAAGUUACCCUCUGGGUGAAGGGGCUUUCCUUCCUUGUGAUCAGGCUGUUUAGCUCAACUCAAGUGAGGAAAACAUUUGCCGUUUCUCCCUGGCUGACCUUGUCAUCUAGCAGAAAACAUGGCAUCGGUAAUUCCCAAAUCCGUAUGGGAAAACUUGUCCUCCAAACUUUAAUAAAUAGGACAUGAGAGCACAGCAAACAUGAGGAGCCCCAUUUAUUAGCACCAAAUAACAAUGGUCAUAUUCAAAUUGAGUCACAAAGCACAAAUCAUACGCAGAAACAGAUUAGUGUUAGUAGAAACCGUGCACUACCAUUGUAUCGUGUUUGAUAUCUGAAGCUGUAAAGGCCAUAUGUGGUCUGAGGUUGACACCAGAGCUGCUGUGGCUCCUAGUGUUUGAUUUAUGAACCUUAGUUACAAAUAGCCAUCUUCUCUCAGCAUCUGUAGAACUGGGAAGUAAAUGGUUGGCCCUGUGUUAGUAAUAAAAACAUCACCUCCUGCUGUGUUUUAUGUAUUUAAACAGAUAUGUAAGAAGAAAACAGAACAAUACAUAGUAGGUUAGAAUUCAGAAAUAGUAAUUAUAUACAAGUUAUAUGGAAAUUAAAUGAAUGCAAUUAAGUACAGGAGCGGUAGGUAGAGCUCGGUUAGUUCUGAAUUCGGUGAAGGUGGAGCUAGACUCCAAGGGCCUCUUGGAAUUUGACUUGGUGCAAAAGAAAGGAGGAGCGACAGAUCAAAUUAUCUCACAGAUGUCAGUUCUUAGGGCUUCUUGCCGUUUGUCAGAAAUAUCACUGUCUUGAACAAGUAACUAUUUACCCUAAUGACCCUGCUUGGUUUUAAUAGCCUAACAAUUACUUGGCACCUUUUUAGUGGAUAGAAUAUAAACAACCUUUUCAUUUUCUACUGUGGUUAUUGCACUAUUCAGAUAUUUUGAGUUAAUUUUUAGUAAUUUUUACUUCCUAGAAAAUUAGGCAUUUUCAU